Cyclospora cayetanensis is the source of this 456-nucleotide messenger RNA. RefSeq lists its product as uncharacterized. Bases 1 to 456 code for a protein of 151 amino acids. Gene Ontology annotation, molecular function: nucleic acid binding. Lineage: Eukaryota; Apicomplexa; Conoidasida; Eucoccidiorida; Eimeriidae. The record is from RefSeq and is a predicted model, not a curated record. The transcript has 3 exons.
AUGGCGCAACCCGAGGCAACAGCGAAUGCAGAGACAAGCAGCACCACACCUGCACAAACGGCAGCAUCCUCCGCCCGUCCAGAGAGGAGCGAGAACUUUAUUUUGGUCUCCCUCGAGAGGACUCCCCGCUUCUAUGCGCGCAUUGGCAAGAGGAUCUUGAUGGGGAGGGAGGGCAAAGAGGCUUUCGACGAAUUUUCCGUUUCAGGCCUUGGAAUGGCAACCAAGGUAGCUAUUGGCACGGCUGCCUUGUUGCAGGAUGAGGGUUGCGUGACGAUUGAAAAGGUCGAGACGGCGUACUUCGCAUCUGCAAGGAGAAAAUUCGUUCCCAAAAUAACGAUUCUCUGCAAGAAGACCAAGGAUUUCAUGGCGAUCAUGGAGAAGGAGAAGGAAAGGGCUGCUAACUGUGCCCCCGAAGUCGCCCAGCAGACGCCUCAGCCUGAGCCGGUCAAAGCCUGA